CCUUUCGGGAGGUAUGAGGUAAUGUGGGGGCCGUGCGGAGAUUGCGGCGUGCAGCAUGUGGGAAAUGGGGAGAUCUGAAGUCCUUGGAAGGAUCUGGGUGCAGAAUUUCAGAAAUAGAAAGGAAUUGGAAGGCAUGGGUGAGAUUGGAGGGGCGAACAGAAUCUGAGGCUUUUAGGGGACCGGCAGGGUCUGAGAUCAAAGCAGGCAGGGUCUAGGAAGAUCCCAGUUGCUGGAGAAACGGAUUUCUGGAGUGAAAUCUAGGAGAGAUUGAGGGGAACUUGACCUUGGGGCAUGAACACUAAGCUGUUGGGUUCUGGGCUCUGGUAGUAGGAACCUUCUCGGGAAGAGCCAUGGCGGUGGCCGCUGCAGCUUCUCACCUGAACCUGGAUGCUCUCCGGGAAGUGCUUGAGUGCCCCAUCUGCAUGGAGUCCUUCACAGAGGAGCAGCUGCGGCCCAAGCUGCUGCACUGCGGCCACACCAUCUGCCGCCAGUGCCUGGAAAAGCUGCUGGCCAGCAGCAUCAAUGGAGUCCGCUGUCCCUUUUGCAGCAAGAUCACCCGUAUCACCAGCCUGACCCAGCUGACGGACAACCUGACGGUGCUGAAGAUCAUUGACACCGCGGGGCUCAGCGAAGCCGUGGGGCUGCUCAUGUGUCGGGCCUGUGGGCGGAGGCUGCCUCGGCAGUUCUGCAGGAGCUGCGGUCUGGUGUUGUGUGAACCCUGCCGGGAGGCAGAUCACCAACCCCCCGGCCACUCUACGCUCCCGGUCAAAGAGGCGGCCGAGGAAAGGCGCAGGGACUUCGGGGAGAAGUUGACUCGUCUGCGGGAGCUCAUGGGGGAGCUGCAGCGGAGGAAGGGGGCCCUGGAGGGGGUCUCCAGGGACCUGCAAGCAAGGUACAAGGCUGUGCUCCAGGAGUACGGGCACGAGGAGCGCAGGAUCCAGGAUGAGCUGGCUCGCUCUCGGAAGUUCUUCACGGGCUCCUUGGCAGAAGUUGAGAAGUCCAACAGUCAAGUGGUAGAGGAGCAGAGCUACCUCCUCAAUAUCGCAGAGGUGCAGGCUGUGUCUCGCUGCGACUACUUUCUGGCCAAGAUCAAGCAGGCUGAUGUUGCCCUACUGGAGGAGACAGCAGAUGAGGAGGAGCCAGAGCUCACUGCCAGCCUGCCCCUGGAGCUCACCCUGCAAGAUGUGGAGCUCCUUAAGGUGGGCCAUGUCGGUCCCCUUCAGAUCGGACAGGCUGUGAAGAAGCCACGGACAGUUAACAUGGACGAUUCCUGGGCUAUGGAGGACGUGGUAGCAUCCACUGCCUCCACCUCUGUCACCUUUAGAGAGAUGGACACGAGCCCUGAGGAAGGGGUGGCCAGCCCCCGGGCCUCACCUGCCAAACAGCGGAGCUCCGAGGCAGGCUCCAGUAUCCAGCAGUGCCUCUUUCUCAAGAAGAUGGGGGCUAAAGGCAGCACUCCGGGCAUGUUCAAUCUUCCAGUCAGUCUCUACGUGACCAGUCAGAGCGAGGUGCUGGUUGCUGACCGUGGCAACUACCGUAUACAAGUGUUCACCCGCAAAGGCUUUCUGAAGGAGAUCCGCCGAAGCCCCAGCGGCAUUGACAGCUUUGUGCUAAGCUUCCUGGGGGCCGAUCUGCCCAACCUCACUCCUCUCUCCGUGGCCAUGAACUGCCAUGGACUGAUUGGUGUGACUGACAGCUACGACAACUCCCUUAAGGUGUAUACCUUGGACGGCCACUGUGUGGCCUGUCACAGGAGCCAGUUGAGCAAACCGUGGGGCAUCACAGCCUUGCCAUCUGGCCAGUUUGUGGUAACUGACGUGGAAGGUGGGAAGCUCUGGUGUUUCACUGUUGACCGAGGAGCAGGAGUUGUCAAGUACAGCUGCCUUUGCAGUGCUGUACGCCCCAAAUUCGUCACCUGUGAUGCUGAAGGCACCGUCUACUUCACCCAGGGCUUGGGCCUCAACUUGGAAAACCGGCAGAACGAGCAUCACCUGGAGGGUGGAUUCUCCAUUGGCUCCGUGGGCCCUGACGGGCAGCUGGGGCGCCAGAUCAGCCACUUCUUCUCUGAGAACGAGGAUUUCCGCUGCAUCGCCGGCAUGUGCGUGGAUGCCCGAGGUGACCUGAUUGUGGCCGAUAGCAGUCGUAAGGAGAUCCUCCAUUUUCCAAAGGGUGGGGGCUACAGUGUCCUUAUUCGAGAGGGGCUUACCUGUCCAGUGGGCAUUGCCCUCACUCCUAAGGGGCAGCUGCUGGUCUUGGACUGUUGGGACCAUUGCAUCAAGAUAUACAGCUACCAUCUGAGAAGAUACUCCACCCCUUAGAAGAGGAGAAAUACCGGUUUCCUCUCCUCAGCCGACUUCCCUUCCCUUAGUCCUUGGUUGCUGAUGAUAAUAUAGAAUAGAUUGGGUGUGUGUCCUGAUUCCAGCUCGACUUUCCUAGAAUUUUAGAAGCUCUAGUUCCAGUGCUUUUAAUUUGUCCUUCCCCUCUCCUUCCUCACCCCGCCUCUCUCCCAUUCUAAAUAUAGAGCUGUAGCAGGUACAUUAUCCCAGAUAGGCUGUUAGCAGACGUUUGCAUAGAAAUUAGGCACUUCCAAGGCUUCAGUAGAGAGAGGCGUUGUAGCCCUUUGCCCUGGGGUUUGAAAUUUGCCCCUCUAUUCCUACCAAAUCGUUGUUGAUUUUUCUCCUCUGGACUCUGAUGUCCCUGGUCCAGUGUUUCCCUCUUAUUAUAACAUCUUUCAUCUGUGGUGCUUUCUCUUUAAGUCUGGCUGCAUUCUGUGUGCAUGCUCCAGUGGGACCUGCUCCACCCUUCAGUGACAUCGUAUCCCUGUAGCAUGGUGUCUCUUUCUGAUCACCUUCAUUUUUACCAGCGUGCGAGUGCAUCUUAAGUGCCACCAAGGGUGAUCCACAGGCCUGGUGGGAAGCAGGACCUCUUGACUGGGGGAUUUAUGCCGUUAUGGAUUGUCUUUUCAUCAGAGACGUAGCAGAGAAUGCGUUGACCCUACUUGGGUAGCAUUGAAAACUUCAGCUUGGAAGUUGCUCUGCCUUUUAAAGUCAGAAUUAGGCCACAGCCAAGGAAGAUGGAGACCAGCAAGCAAAUGGUGAUAUAACCAGCAAACUUUGGACAAUUUAUAGGGCUCAGAAAUUUUCAUACUCUUUCCACCCACCUGUGCUGUGUGCUGUCUGAGGAACUGUACAACACAGGCUGCAGUUAACAGAGUGGAACGGUGGACACAUUGUUUUCAUUACUAAGACAACAAACCAUUGAGUGGUGACUUCUGUAUUCUCUUCAAGUGAGUGCAUCCUGUUUGGCUUUAGGAUUUACUUAGGUUCUAUCAAGCAUUAAAAUGAUUGAUAACUUCA
Messenger RNA from Nannospalax galili (Upper Galilee mountains blind mole rat), 3356 nucleotides. RefSeq names its product tripartite motif containing 32 (gene Trim32). Gene Ontology annotation, molecular function: zinc ion binding; protein binding. The record is from RefSeq and is a predicted model, not a curated record. Lineage: Eukaryota; Metazoa; Chordata; Mammalia; Rodentia; Spalacidae. The transcript has 2 exons. Bases 351 to 2318 code for a protein of 655 amino acids.